AUUAAAUUUUGCAUCUUCUUUUGAGUUGAUCAUGUUGGAAAUAUUUAAUAUAUUUCAAAUAAAAACUUUUGAUUUAAUUAGUGUCUAAUUUAAUUAAUGACCAUGCACUUAGUUGUUGUUUUGACCGAGUGGGUUUUCUCAACUACUCCCUAUCUUCUAACGUGCAGAUUUUUACUUGGCUGAGCUUUUUCCUCUCCAUAUUUUUAGGAUCAAUAACAAUAUUAUUGUUCCAUCCUUUUUCUAUUAAUAAAUGAGAGUGCUCAUUCUGUGGAGAUAGUUCACGAACUAUUCUGCUAAACACCAAAACACUCUGCAACUCUCUGUCUUCUCCAAGUUUUACAUUUAGAAAAAAAUGCUUUCAUACAAAAGCUUGUGCUGGAUUAGUAUGGUGAUUUCCCUCGUAGUUCUUGUUCCGACUUAUUGUCGAAGGGCUCGUUUAAUCCUAGGGGAAGAUUUUCGUUCACCGGAAAUACUUUCAGAGGACAGCGUUUACGCGUCUCGAGCCGUUGAUUCUUUUGUUAGCUUUCUUUGCAGGUGUAUCAUUGUGUUGACGAUGCUAGACCUGUGUACCUGCGGCAGAACUCCUUCAAAUAUGCAUGAAGAUGGAAUAAGCUGGUGCCAUGCAAAUAAUAAAGAGGAUGAUACGGAGGAAUUUCCAUGCCGCUGCAAACUGCCGGAGGGGAAGAUAGAAACUGCUCGCCGGAGUGCUGCACGUUCACCGGACAGAAAUGGACGGCCAGGAGCUAAGGAUGAAGUCAAUUUAUCAACAAUCUUUGAAAGUAUCACUGGACGAGGCAUGCUCCUGCGACUCCAUUCAAAUGGGCUGCUGAAAUCCUUGUUUACAAACAGGCUGCGUAAGUUGGUAUUUAUAUCAAUUACUUUAGUCUGGGCAGUUUUAUGUAUUCGAGAAUCUGCAUAUGUUAUGUUAAUGCAAUUUGUGAUAAUUUUUAUUGUUACCCUAUUCACAAUAAGCCUUAUUUUAAUCCCACUUAUUAUAAAAUAUGUCAUUUUAUGUGAUAAAAAGACAACUAUGAAAAACAACAACUCACUUAAAUCAAAAUUAAAAUUGAUUAAAAGUGAUGAUGUUUUUGUUGUGGUUGUUUCUCAAAGUUGUAAAAUAAAUGAUGUGAAUGAAUGGAUGGUAGACUCCGGGGCUACCAAGCACAUUUGUAAAAACAAAAGUGCUUUUACCUCCUAUAGUACCACCACGGGAGAUGAUGAAGAGCUCGUGUACCUAGCGGACUCAAAAACCGCAAAGGUGCACGGUAAAGGGAAAGUUCUUUUAAAACUCACGUCGAGGAAAAUUUUAUCACUAAAUUAAAUGACGUACUUUAUGUGCCCGAGAUUCGGACUAAUUUAGUUUCCGUUUCUCUCUUGGUAAAAGUUGGGAUUAAAGUAUCUUUUGAUUGUAACAAAAUUGUUAUGACCAAAAAUGAUGGUUUUGUGGGCAAAGGCUAUUGUAAGAAUGGACGUUAUGUGCUUAGUAUUCCGAAAUUAAUGCGUGAAAAUGCUUCUUAUUUGAUUGAUUCAUAUGAUGUGUGACAUGCAAGAUUAGGACAUGUGAGUGAUUCUUAUAUCAAUUUGUUGCGUGAUCGUGGUUUGAUUUCUAGUGGAAAGAAAUUGACACUAGAAAAAUGUGAUAUUUGUGUUGAGUCAAACCAAACCGAAAAAUCAUGUCCUACCACACAUAGGGAAUUAAAAUUGCUUAAGUUAAUUCACACGGAUUUAGGUGAUUUAAAUUAAAAAAUACCAUGACUAGAGGUGGUAAUAAAUUUUAUGUCAUCUUUAUUGAUGAUUUUUUUAGAUACACUACAGUUUAUUUGCUUAAAAGUAAAGAUGAGGCUUUUGAUAAAUUUUUAGUGUAUAAAUCCGAGGUGGAAAAUCAAUUGAAUAAGAAGAUUAAGAGAGUGAGAUCGGAUAGAGGGGGCGAAUAUAUUUUAAUAAAUGAUUUUUGUGAGAGGGAAGGGAUUAUCCAUGAGAUAACUCCCCCGUAUUCGCCCGAAUCAAAUUGAAUAGCGGAAAGAAAAAAUAGGACAUUAAAAGAAAUGAUGAAUGCUCUUUUAAUUAGUUCUGGUGCUCCUGAUAAUCUGUGGGGGGAGGCUAUUCUUUCUGCUUGUCACUUACAAAACAGAAUUCCUUAUAAGCAUAAUAAGAGAACACCCUAUGAAUUGUGGAAAGGUUAUGUGCCUAAUUUGAAAUAUUUGAAAGUGUGGGGGUGUUUGGCUAAAGUCUUAUUGCCUGAUCCUAAGAAGAGGAAAAUUGGUUCUAAGACAUCCGAUUGCAUAUUUAUCGGUUAUGCUGAAUGUAUUGUUGCUUAUAGAUUUCUUGUUUUGAAAAGUGAUGUGCUUAAUUGCAAUACUAUUAUUGAAACAAAAAAUGCUGACUUUUUUGAGAGUGUGUUUCCUUUAAAACCAGAAUACAAGACCGUUGCACCAUAUCGUGAAAGUGAGCCAUUAAAAGAAAAUAAUGCUUUUAAUGAUGAACCCUCUAAUUUGAGAAGUAAGAGGCCAAGAAUAGAAAAAUCUUUUGGAAAUGAUUUUUAUACAUAUCUUGUUAAUGAUGAACCUUUUACUUAUUCACGAGCUAUUUCAUCAAAAGAGGCUCCCUUUUGGCUUGAGGCAAUUCAAAAUGAAAUUGAAUCUAUUCAGAAAAAUAAAACUUGGAUUUUAACUUAUUUACCUAAAGGGUGCAAACCAAUCGGAUGUAAAUGGAUUUUUAAAAAGAAAUUUAAUCCGGAUGGUUCAAUUGACAAAUAUAAAGCGAGGCUUGUGGCAAAAGGAUUUUCUCAAAAACAAGAUGUUGAUUAUUUUGAUACUUUUGCACCGGUAACGAGAAUAUCUUCCAUUAGAACUUUAAUUGCCUGGGCUUCUAUUCACAAACUUCUUAUCCAUCAAAUGGAUGUUAAAACGGCAUUUUUAAAUGGUGAAUUAGAGGAAGAAAUUUAUAUGGUUCAACCGGAGGGUCAUGUAGUUUCUGGACAGGAACACAAAGUGUGUAAGUUAGUCAAAUCUUUAUAUGGUUUGAAACAAGCUCCUAAACAAUGGAAUGAAAAAUUUGAUGAAGUAUUAUUUGCUCAAGGUUUUACCUCACUUGAAGUAGAUAAGUGUGUAUACACUAAAAUAAAAAAUGGUGUGUGCAUUAUUAUUUGCUUGUAUGUGGAUGACAUGCUAAUAUUUAGUAGCAACCUUGAGUUAAUAAAUGAGACAAAAGCAUUUCUUGCUUCAAAAUUUGAUAUGAAAGAUUUGGGUGAAGCAAAAUUGAUUUUGGGUAUUAAAGUCAUAAGGAAGGAUGAUGGUAUUAUACUAUCUCAAGAGCACUAUGCUGAAAAACUUCUAAAGAAGUUUGGACAUUUCGAUGUCAAACCUGUGAAUAGCCCUUAUGACUCUAAUACACAUUUGAAAAAGUAUAGAGGUGAUCCUGAGGCUCAAUAUGAAUAUGCACAAAUAAUUGGGAGUUUAUUACAUUUAAUGAACUAUACGAGACCCGACAUAGCUUAUGCUGUCAGAAGAUUGAGCCGAUAUACCCAUAAUCCAAAUGGGGAUCAUUGGACCGCGUUGAGGCGGUUAUUGAGAUAUUUGAGAGGUACCAUGAAUUAUGGUAUAUUUUAUAGAGGUUUACCCGCUGUACUAGAGGGAUACAGCGAUUCUAACUGGGUUUCUGACUUAGAUGAGAUUAAAUCCAAUACUGGAUAUAUAUUCACCCUUGGAGGUGGUGCUAUUAUGUGGAAAUCAACCAAACAAUCUCUCAUUUCUAGAUCCACUAUGGAGUCCGAGCGUAUAGCAUUGGAAGUGACUAGUAGUGAGGCGGAGUGGUUGAAAAAUUUCUUAGCAGAAAUUCCGGUUGGUACAAAACCAACACCUUCAGUGUCUAUUCUUUGUGAUUCCCAAAGUGCAAUAAAUACUGCUAAGAAAAUGUGUUAUAAUGGGAAGAAUAGACACAUUCGUUUAAGAUAUAAAGUCAUUAAACGAUUAUUAAAGAAUGGAAUUAUUUCCAUUAAUUUUGUGAGGUCAGAAGGAAAUCUAGCGGAUCCUUUGACUAAAGCCCUAGGACAAAAAAUGAUAAGUGAAACCUCGAGGGAAAUGGGACUUGUGUCACUUGAUUACAAAUAGGGAUGGUAACCCAACUUCUGUGAUUGGAGAUCCCAUGAAGCAAGUUCGUAUGGGUAAUAACAAGUCUUCUAUUUGUUCUGCUAGCCUUAUUACAAUGUCCCAUUUAUAUUGUGUGGAAGGCUAGACUGCAUUCGCUGUGAGGUUAAGCUAAAACUCUUAAUGAUUUUCAUAGCCCUUACGGGUGGUGUGUUAAGUGCAGAACACACUUGAUGAGAUCACCUAUAUGAGUGUGAGGUGGGGCCGCCUCCAUGAAGCCUUGACAAUGCUUCUAGAGCACUCACGAACACCAAGCACACACACGGCCGAAAUGCGCACCAUGGCGUUAACGCGAGGAGUUGUGCAGGGUGAGACAUGGCCAUUAAGACCCUGAUUUACCAUAGUAGCUUCUUGGUUCAUAGAAUCUAUACGUUUCACCAAAAGCUCGGUUUAUAAAGACUUAAUCGUCUCGGUUUGGUUCAUAGUCUAUGGACACCAAACUUAAAGUCUCAUUCCUUUAAUCCAGCAAAUUUUUAAAAUGUUUUCCUCAAAAUUUUUAUUUGAAAUAUGUGGGGGAUUGUUGGAAAUAUUUAAUAUAUUUCAAAUAAAAACUUUUGAUUUAAUUAGUGUCUAAUUUAAUUAAUGACCAUGCACUUAGUUGUUGUUUUGACUGAGUGGGUUUUCUCAACUACUCCGUAUCUUCUAACGUGCAGAUUUUUACUUGGCUGAGCUUUUUCCUCUCCAUAUUUUUAGGAUCAAUAACAAUAUUAUUGUUCCAUCCUUUUUCUAUUAAUAAAUGAGAGUGCUCAUUCUGUGGAGAUAGUUCACGAACUAAUCUGCUAAACACCAAAACACUCUGCAACUCUCUGUCUUCUCCAAGUUUUACAUUUAGAAAAAAAUGCUUUCAUACAAAAGCUUGUGCUGGAUUAGUAUGGUGAUUUCCCUCGUAGUUCUUGUUCCGACUUAUUGUCGAAGGGCUCGUUUAAUCCUGGGGGAAGAUUUUCGUUCACCGGAAAUACUUUCAGAGGACAGCGUUUACGCGUCUCGAGCCGUUGAUUCUUUUGUUAGCUUUCUUUGCAGGUGUAUCAUUGUGUUGACGAUGCUAGACCUGUGUACCUGCGGCAAAACUCCUUCAAAUAUGCAUGAAGAUGGAAUAAGUUGCUGCCAUGCAAAUAAUAAAGAGGAUGAUACGGAGGAAUUUCCAUGCCGCUGCAAACUGCCGGAGGGGAAGAUAGAAACUGCUCGCCGGAGUGCUGCACGUUCACCGGACAUAACUGGACGGCCAGGAGCUAAGGAUGAAGUCAAUUUAUCAACAGUGUUAGGAGCCCUCCUUAAUUGAGAAGUUAAUGAGAAUUCUAGAAUAGUGCGGAGAUGUCUAGAAUUCUCUAGAUGUGUGUAGAGAAAUAUUGAAUGUUCUAGAAUAUUCCGGAGCUUUCUAGAGAGCCGUGGAAUUAUCUAGAAGCGUGUGGAAGAGUGUAGAAUAUUCUAGAACAUUGUGGAGUUUUCUAGAGAAAUGUGGAAUUCUCUAGAAUCGUGCGGAAGUUUGUGGAAGCCUCUAGAACAUUCUCAAGCGAUGUGGAGUUCUCUAGAUCCUUCUAGAAGAUUAGAGAAGCUUGUGGAUAGUUUUUGGAAGAAUCUAGCUAGAAAUGUAGUGAUGCAUAUAAAGUUCUAGAGAAGCUUUGAGAUGAGUUGUAUAAAUAGGGGUGAGAUUUCUCAUUCCUAAAUGAGAGAGCUUAGUGAGAGAGCCAUGUGAGGGCCUAGAGAGAGCCUAGAGAGAGCCUCCUCAAGUGAUGAGAGAGAGAGCCUUGUGGAGAGCUCUUGAGCGAGUGAGUGCUUCCUUGAGAGAGGUGUGUGAGAGUGAAGUAGUCUCAUACAAAGAGUGAUGUGAGCUACCCGUUUACUUGUAAACUAUCUCUUGUACAUUUCAAUUGUAUAAUACAAAGUGAUAUUUUAGAUUGAAUCUUUGUGUUACGAGUGGGUGGGUAAAUAUACAAGAGUCCUUUGAGCUGGUGAUCCUGGAAGAGGUCGGGGGUCGUGUUUUCCCAACAAACAGAUCAAUGAAUUUCUCUCAUAACUUACCUCAAUAAGACCGACAAAAAGAAUUGUAUGAUUUAUUUUACAGUUUUCCAUUGUAUAAAUUUGCAGAAUAAACUUUUCCGUUCGUCGUUGUUAGUCUAGUCCGGUCAAGCGUAUAGAGAUACGCAAGGCACUGCUCCUAAGUCCUAACUAGGUUAAUUGGAAGCAUCCGAAGUAAAUCAGAAGCGCAAAAAAUUUAGGGCGGAAAGCUUCGCCGCUGAAAACAUUCAAGCUCAAUUCGAUUCUUUGCUCCCUGGUUGGACGAAAUCGGGAGAAAGGGGCGCUUCUACAAUUCUACCCGUAGACAAUCCUCC
Molecule: messenger RNA, 6475 nt
Organism: Cuscuta epithymum
Lineage: Eukaryota; Viridiplantae; Streptophyta; Magnoliopsida; Solanales; Convolvulaceae
Source: the annotation of a GenBank genome assembly